Messenger RNA from Helianthus annuus (common sunflower), 2357 nucleotides. Its product is annotated as regulator of nonsense transcripts UPF3. The transcript has 13 exons. Lineage: Eukaryota; Viridiplantae; Streptophyta; Magnoliopsida; Asterales; Asteraceae. Gene Ontology annotation, cellular component: nucleolus; cytoplasm. Gene Ontology annotation, biological process: nuclear-transcribed mRNA catabolic process, nonsense-mediated decay; positive regulation of translation. The record is from RefSeq and is a predicted model, not a curated record. Gene Ontology annotation, molecular function: mRNA binding. The coding region runs from base 373 to 1824 and encodes 483 amino acids.
AUCAACCCCAAACAAGGAACACCCAAAGAAAGUCGUAUUACAAAUUUGGGGAUUUUGUUUUGACCUUUCUUCCAUUCUGCAAAUUCUCCACCAAAACCAUACGUAAACACUCCAACAAACUUCAUCUAUAUGCACACACACAGCUUCAGUUUCCCCAAUCUUGUCCUCUAAUCCAUCUUUAUCUCUCAAUUCUCAUGCAUACGGCACUUGGUUUCCUUCAAAAUUGAACAAUUAGGGCACAGAUCGAGCAAUCAUUGGGGAAAAGAUGUAAUUGACCGAGAGAUUUGACGAAUUGCAUCCGCCUAGGGUUUGAAUUCUCUGAUUGAAUACUUCAUUUAGGGUUUGGUGGUGGUUUCUGAUUGUGUCGUACGGAUGAAAGGUGCAUUGGAUCGAACUAAGGUUGUGCUUCGGCACUUGCCGCAUAAUAUGUCUCAGUCGGUGCUUGUGGAGCAGAUUGAUGCUCGGUUUUCCGGUCGUUAUAACUGGUUUUGUUUCCGUUCUGGCAAGAAUAGUCUGAAGUGUCAAUCCUAUUCCCGAGCCUACAUCGACUUUAAACAACCAGAGGAUGUUAUCGAGUUUGCAGAGUUCUUUGACGGCCAUGUGUUUGUUAAUGAGAAGGGUACCCAAUUUAAAACUAUUGUUGAGUAUGCACCUUCACAGCGUGUUCCAAAGCAAUGGUCUAAGAAAGACGGACGUGAAGGGACCAUAGACAAAGAUCCUCAAUAUCUUGAAUUCCUCGAAUUACUUGCAAAGCCUGUCGAGAAUCUUCCUAGUGCAGAGAUACAAUUGGAAAGAAAGGAAGCCGAGCGAGCUGGUACCGCAAAAGAAGCGCCUAUAGUUACUCCUUUAAUGGAUUUUGUUCGCCAGAAAAGAGCCGCCAAGGGUGGAUCUCGGAGGGCCUUGCUUAACGGGAAAUUGGCAAGAAGGACUAGCGGUGCAUCCUCUUCAAGUUCAACUUCUGCUGCACUGAAACGCGGUUCUGAGAGGAGGACUUCAACCACCAUGUAUGUCCCAAGGGAUACUGGGAAAAGCAGAAGUGGUAAAGAAAAGUCAACCUAUGUUCAGAUCCAAAACCGUGAUGGUCAACAGCUUUCUGAAAAGCCUGCUGCUUCAUCUUCUGUAUCUGGAAGCGUGGUGCUGGGGGGCUCUUCUGAUACUGGGAAAAAGAAAAUUUUGCUCUUGAAGGGAAAGGAGAAGGAAAUACCCCAUAUGGGUACUGGGUUGUCUCCACAGCAGAACGUAGCAUCUUCUGUUAAGCUUUUGCAAAAUUCUGGUGGUCUAAAACCGAACCAGCAACGGGAGGGUGGUAGUGGAAGGAUGAUUAGAAGCAUACUGGUGAACAAACAAAAUCAAUCUGAACAACAGAACCAGCCACCAAAUAUGGAGAGAAGACCACCACCUAGACCUUCACCGCAUUCCAACGGUUUGCCAGAUGAUAAUUAUGACAAGCGUAGUACGAGGAAUAAGGACAGACCUGAUCGUGGUGUUUGGACUCCCCUUAAGCAUUCUGAUGAAUCCCUUUCAUCUUCUAACUCUCAAUUUACACAAGUACCACUAGAUUCUGCAGAAGGAACUCAUGGAGAGGUGAAGAAUGACCUGUCAAUUGCAAGGAGUGGGGAUUCUAAACCCAUUGGAAGUGGACGUGGUGGUCAUUUCUCAGUUGAUAAUGGCUCCUAUAAACACGGUGGUCGGCGGGGACCAUCUCACAAUGUUAAGGAUGCAGACGGUUUAACUGAGGGAAAACCUUUGAAGAGAGGAGUUUCUAGUGGCUAUAGUUCUCAUGAGAAACAGGUCUGGGUUCAGAAGUCAAGUUCUGGUUCUUAGUCUUGUCACUAAGUUGAGUGAAGACAUUGAUUUUUUAGAAAAGUAUUGGAGUUGUGGGAGCCCAUGAAGUUUUCUUUUUGCUAGAUUCAUGAUCCAAGCAGAAGCAAAAAAAAAGAUCAUGAAGUAAAGCAGGCUUUUUUGUGAAACCCUAGGGGUGGAGUGGACAUUUUACCCUACUUACAAACGAAACAGGAACAGGAAGCGGAACAGGAACAUAAGUGAUGUGUUUUUUUCUUGAAUGAAAAAGUAAGUUCCUGUUAAUCGGGAGUCUUGCUUGUCCAGCAAAGCUGUGUGGUUAUCCUAUGAAUCUUGUUCACAUGGCUUGGCUGGUGGCCUUUGUUAAAUAGCUGAAUUUUAUGGUUUUUAAGGGUGACUGUAUAUACUAUACUAUACUAACUAACCUUAAAUGGUGUGUUGCCUCCUGAUAUAUGCACAUAGAAUAGAGAGAUAUGACCAUGUUUCUAUGGCUUUAUGUAACUGUGGCUUGUGGUUUGGAUUUUGUUCCAUCAAGGAAAGUAUGAUAUUCGUGUUGA